Acaulospora colombiana is the source of this 1974-nucleotide messenger RNA. Lineage: Eukaryota; Fungi; Glomeromycota; Glomeromycetes; Diversisporales; Acaulosporaceae. The record is from the annotation of a GenBank genome assembly.
GGUCAGCCAUUUCCGGUGUUACCAUCUCAUUCACCACAGAGGCAAGAUUGGAAUCCUCGAGACCUUGUUUUAUGCCGCGCGCUGAUGCACUUGGAAUUCUCCUUGGAUUACAAAACGCUCGGCACCGAUGAUAUCGAGUGCCCCGUGAUCCACAGACUCCCGUGUUUGGAUACUGGAAAGAUAAAAGGAGCGAGUGCGGAGUUAAAUGCGCUUGAAACUUUGAGACCCUCUACACAAAAUCUUGUUUUUCGCGAGUCAACUUCCACACAAACGAUGUUGGUCGCAACGAAAUUCCUAAUAUUGGUGGUGCCAAUAUCGAUGUUUCUCGUAACCGCAUGGAUAUAUAAUCUCGACUUGGAUACGUCGUCGAAACCAGUAGAGCAGCCGAAUAGACUACACGGCAAUUUCUUGCACAUCACCGACCUUCAUCCUGAUCCUCACUAUGUAGCAGACUCCUUGGUGAAGACGAGAUGUCAUGGAAUAGUUUCUCCAGAAAAGAAGCCUGAUCACAUGACCAAAGGUGUUGCUGGCAGUUGGGGGUCACCGGCGACAGUUUGCGAUUCGCCGAUGAGCUUAAUAAAUGCGACAUUUGAAUGGCUGGAGAACAAUUGGAAAGAUAAACUGGACUUUAUAAUUUGGACUGGCGACAAUUCCAGGCACGACAAUGAUGAGAAUAUACCGCGAAGUCCUCAAGAGUUGUUUGAGCUCAAUCGAAUGAUAACUUCGAGAUUUCUCCAAACGUUUGCCAACACUCGGCUACCUCACAAAAAACAUGCACCGCACUUUAUACCAAUAAUUCCAUCCAUAGGCAAUCACGAUAUCCACCCUAACAACAUCCUACCUCCUGGACCAAAUGAUGUGCUAUCAGUCCUUCAAGAUAUCUGGUCCCCCUUCAUUCCUCACGAUCAGCGUAAAACCUUCCUUCACGGUGGAUAUUAUUAUACCGAGGUGAUACCAAAUAAAUUGUUGGUCGUCUCUUUAAACACCAUGUACUUUUACAACUCCAACACAGCAGUAAAUGGGUGCAAAGAUCCCAAGCAACCGGGAACUGCGGAAAUUAAAUGGUUGAACGGUGUCCUGAAGAAGGCAAGAAAACGGGGAAUGAAAGUCUACUUGACAGGUCAUGUCGCCCCGAGACAUAAACAAUACUCCUCAUCCUGUUACAAAAAGUACGGGAAACUGGCGCUAAAGUAUCACGAAAUAAUAUUGGGUCAUUAUUAUGGACAUUCGAACAUGGAUCAUUUCUUCUUCAUUGGAGCCAAUGUCAUCGACAAAAAUCGUAAUAAUACAAACGACGAAAUCAUAUUUACCAAGGAUGAAGAUGAUUAUGAUGAUUUAUAUGAGAGAGUUGAUUCCAACGAAUCAUCGUCCCCGAAAGACAACUUUAACGAGGAGUCCUCCGUGAAAGUUUCUUCCGAAUCCGACAUCGACAAUUAUUUGAACAAGCUUCUCAACCAAUAUCAAACCGUCCCUCCGGUUACCGAUGCCGUCGCCAAAGAUUAUGCCGUGAUUCACAUUAAUCCAUCCAUAAUCCCAGUAUUUUACCCGGCAUUAAGGAUCGUCAAGUAUAACACCACCGAAAAGAAGGGAAACAAAUCUCCCAAGGGACACGAUCCUGACGCACCUUUGCACAUCAACACAUUCUUAACGCCAUUAGGAUAUACCCAAUACUUCCUCAAUCUCACAGAGGCCAACAAGUACCCAAACAAGACACCCACCUUCGAGGUAGAAUACACGACGUGGAAUGACUACGGCAUGAAGGAUCUGACGGUGCCAAGCUGGAUUGAAUUGGCACGAAGGAUGGUCGAUCAAGGGUUGAAGGGUUCGUUAUGGAAGAGAUAUAGGGAAUAUCUGAUGGUGGGGACGAGAUCGUUGGUGAAAGCGAGGAACAAGAAAUUCCGAAAAAAGUGUAUAUAUAAUCAAUGCAGUGCCAAGGGACCUGAAAAUUAUUUGGCUGCCGAGCUCGAAUUUUAA